AUGACUGAGGCAAAGUCUAAAAGGGAUUUAAUAUGGGAAGAAAAGAGAAGAUAAAGAGAAGAACGAUUAUUAAGUAUAUUAUAGAUAUAAAUGCAGGAAUGGAAGGAUAAAUACAAGACAAUAAUGAAAAUUAAUUUUAACUCCCACCUCCAAGAUUAGAUGAUCAAGUUCCUAUUUCGUUUCCUUCUCAAUCUUAGGAAUAUGAACCUUAUAUCCCUCCCGAACCUUAUGUACCAAUUGAAAUGAAUAGAAAUCCUGAACCACCCAGAAUGUAUUAAGGUUCAAUUCCUCAGCAAUCUGAUUUCAGAGAAUAGAGAGAUAAGAGAUCAAAUAGUUAAUUUUAAUAAUAACCAGCAAUAUAAUAAAGUCCUUUAAAAAAUCCUAUUAAGCAAUAGUAGGACGAUUAUAGAGAAUAUUUGAAAAAGCAGAUGGAAGAAAAAGAAACAGAGAAAAAGAGAAGAAGAGAUGGAACAAACAAUAAUCAAUAAUAAAUUCAAUAAGUUUAAUUUUAGUAAUAAUCAAAUAAUCCAGCACCACUCCCAGCGUAACCUAUAAAUAGAUAAAAACAAGAAUAUGGGGAAUUUCUAAGAUAAUAAAUGAUGGAGAAAGAAGAAUAAAAGAAACGAAGAAUUCAGUCAGGAAAUAAUCAAAAUAAUUAAUAAUAAUAACAAUAGUAUUAAUAAUAGUAAAUGUAAUAAUAUUAAGUACAAUAAUAACCUUAAUAAUACUAGUAAUAAAUAUACUAGCCAUAAUAAUUUGAAAUUAAUUAAGGUUAUUCUUAAGGUAAUCAAUAAUCUAUUACUCCAUAUUAACAACAAUAACCUUAAUAAGUUGAUUAGAAUAAAUAAUAAAAAUAAGAAUAUGGAGAUUAUUUAAGAAUGUAAAUGUAAUUAAAAGAGCAAGAAAAAAAUGACCGAAAGAAAAAUCUUUAAUAACGAAUGGAAACUGGAGAUGCAUUUCCUUUCGGUAAAGGAGGAGGAGGUGCACCCUAUUAAAGAGGUGCCAAUAAUCAGAUACCUCAAAAUUAUAAUCAAUAAUAACAAUAUCAACCUCAAAGCUAUAAUUAACAAUAACAAAAUCAAUAGCCAAAUUAUUAAUAAUAACCUUAAUAUAUUCAAUAGUAAUAGAAUUUUUAAUAACCUAUAUAAUAAAUAUAAUAUUAACAAAGCAUUGUGACUCCUUAGUAAUAUUAAUAUUAAGAAUAAAAUUUACCAUCUGGAUUUGAUUAAUAACCAAUAUUGAUGGAACCUUUAGUAGAUCCAUAGUAGAAAGGAGGGAGAAAUAGACUAAUGUUGGAAAAUUAAAAUAUUGAUGAUAUAAAAAAAAAAGAAUUACAGAAAUUAGAAAUGCAGAGAGUUUUAUAAGAGUAGAUUGAAGAAAAAAAGAGAAAAAAAGAAUAAGAAAGAUUGCAAAAAGAAAUGGAAGAUAGAUAAGAGGAAGAGAGAUUUAGAAGAUAAAAGGAGUAAGAGGAAAUGGAAAAGAAGCGUGAAGAAGAUUCAAAGAAAUAUUAAUAAGGAAGUAAUAUUUUUUCAUUAAUUUAAGAGUUUGAAUAGGAUAAUAUUGAUUUAAAAGAAAAAAAAAGGUUGGAAAGAAUUUAGGAAAGGAAAAAUAGAAAAAAUCAAUAAUAAGAAGAAGAUUAACCAUAAUAAAACUUUUAGGUAUAUGAACAAUAACAACAAUUAUUACCUCCACCAUCUCGUAAUCCUCCUCCUUCUUAACCUAAAUCAGAAAAUUAUUUAAAGGAAUUCCUAAUGAAUGAAAAAAUGAAGGAAGGAGUUAGUCCACAUUAAAGUAUUCUUGAUUUUUAUAGAAAUGGUCCUUAACCUAUAAAUAAAGCUGAAAUAUAAUAAAACAGAGAAAUUGAUGAUAUUAAAAGAUAGAUGCUUUAAUAAUAAGAAAACUUAUAAUAAUAGAUAUAAUAAGUGAUGAGUUAAGCUUAAAUGGCAAUAGAAGGUAGAAAUAAAGCAGAGUAGGAAUUAAUUUCUUUAAAAGAAUAAGUGAAAAAUAAAUACUUAUAAGAAGAGAGACAUCAUGAUGAUUUAAUGAUUGCAUUAGUUAAGAAUGAUCCAAAAUGGGAGAAAUAAGUUUUUCCACCUCAUCUAUUGGCUCAAGCUGAAGUUGGUGCAUAUAAAGAUUUAUCUAUGCCAGCAUUAAAUGAAAAUUUUAAUUUUCCUAAUCUUAAUUAAAAUAGAGCAGCACCUCAAUUUGCACCUGCUUAUGAAAGCAAACGUAAAUUAUAUAUAUAUAUAUAGCUCUUGUUUUGAAAGAAGAAUCAAAAGAAUAGAAAUAAUAUUUUAGAGAAUAAUUCGGACUAUAAUCUUUAGUCUCUGAUUCCAAUAUGGUUCCUAUUGAUCAUAAUGCUUCAUUGGUUCCUUAAAUGUAACCUUUGAAUAAAAAAGUGUCAGAAAUUUAAUUAGAUAAAAUAGAUGAAUUGAAUGCUCAUUUUGAAGACAGUCUUAAAUUAGGAAUUGGAGAAAAUUAUCAAAUAAGAAAUGAUAAUUUCAAAAAGAGACCUCCCAGUAAUAAUGGAUAAAAUCAAUCUUGGAAUGUUCCUUCUAUUGAUUCAGAAUUUGUUAAAGAAAUUGAUGAUCUGUUAAAAUAUAAGCCUGCUUAAUAGACUUUAAAUCGUCCUCCCUCUGGAUUUAAUAAAAAUGGUUAUGAAUAGAGAUAAUUAUAAUAAUCUACAACAAAUAGACCUCCAUCAUAAACUAAUUAGAGACCCCCUUCUGCUUUUGGACGUGCAGCUUUAGGUGUAUUAGGAUCUGCUGAUUUAAAUUAUAAGGGAAUUACUUUAGACUCUGAAUUUCCUGAUAUGACAAUGCUCAAAAAAGGAACAAAUACUGAAACAUUUGAUAUAGCAGGGAUACAUAAAAGGAUGGAUUAAAAAUUAAUGCAUUUAAAUGAAAUAGAAGAAGAUGAAGAUUUAUAGAAAUUAGAUAAAUUACUUUAUUAAUAUAACUGA
Paramecium pentaurelia is the source of this 2962-nucleotide messenger RNA. The record is from the annotation of a GenBank genome assembly. Lineage: Eukaryota; Ciliophora; Oligohymenophorea; Peniculida; Parameciidae.